Seriola aureovittata is the source of this 6798-nucleotide messenger RNA. Its product is annotated as cGMP-dependent protein kinase 1-like. Gene Ontology annotation, molecular function: ATP binding; cGMP-dependent protein kinase activity. Gene Ontology annotation, biological process: protein phosphorylation. Bases 942 to 3011 code for a protein of 689 amino acids. The transcript is spliced from 18 exons. Lineage: Eukaryota; Metazoa; Chordata; Actinopteri; Carangiformes; Carangidae. The record is from RefSeq and is a predicted model, not a curated record.
CUCGGUUUCCUGCCUGAACCUGGCGGAGAGUGAGUGAGCGGGUCUCACGUGUGAGCGGCUCGCGGGUUCGGGUUCGGGUUUCCGGUGUCUUUUCUCCGACUCUAGGAUCAAACCGGGAAAAGUGACGUGAGGUGUUCGGUUGUUGUGGAUUCCCGCGGCUCCUCUGAUGUUAAAAUAAAUCUUCCUUCACGACACUUUUCCUCUGCGGAUUUUUAAAGUCACGUUUUCUACUUUUCCUCCAACACCUGACGGAGCUCGUGUUUCCAUGUUUCCCUCGCGCCUGGAUUUAAAACUCUACCUGCUGUGUCACGGAUCCGGAUCUCGGAGCUUCAUCUCCGAGGACUGAGUCAGUUUCACUCGCCGCUCUCAGGUUAGUGUGGUUCCUGGUGUCAUCUUGUUUCCUGGGGGAAGUUUAAUGUGGAGGAACUGGAACCUUGUUUUCUUUAUCGUCUAAAAUCACAUUUUCCUUCAACAAAGAGCUGACGCUCUGCAGACUGGAUUUCAAGGACUACAGCAUGAGGCAUCCUGGGAAACCUUGAUGUGCCGCAGAAGAAUCUAGGAAACCAAGAGAACUGUUACAGACCCCACAGGGCCCCCCCCCCCCCCCCCCGAGAUACUUUCCAGACCAACAGAACCUGGAACCGCUGGAUGAAAACUAGAGGAACCCCGAGAACACAUCCUAGAGGGACUGGCAGCACCCUGAUGUAUGAACCUUAUAUGAUCUAGAAAUCCCAAAGACUCAGACUUGGUACUGUUCUGAAGUGCCCAAAUGAACCCUGGGAACCCACAAGACCUGAAGAAAAUCUGGGAGACCUUGAGGAUCCCAAGAGUUUAGUACUUUCAGGAACUCCUCAGACUAAGAGGAAAUCUGGGGACAACAGAGGAACCCUGAAAAAUCUAGAAGAACCCUGAGACCUCCUCAGGACCCGCCCACAGGAACCAUGGGCACCCUGCGGGACCUGCAGUACGCCCUUCAGGAGAAGAUCGAGGAGCUGCGGCAGCGAGACGCCCUGAUUGACGAGCUGGAGCUGGAGCUGGAUCAGAAGGACGAGCUGAUCCAGCGGCUGCAGAACGAGCUGGACAAGUACCGGUCCGUGAUCCGGCCGGCCACCGCCCAGCAGGUCCAGGCCCAGCAACAGAACCUCGUCCUACAGCCGGACCAGCACCGCAGCAAGAGGCAGGCCAUCUCCGCAGAGCCGACCGCCUGCGAUAUCAGCGCCCUCAGCCACGUCACGCUGCCCUUCUACCCCAAGAGCCCAGAGUCGAAGGCGCUGAUCAAGGACGCCAUCUUGGACAAUGACUUCAUGAAGAACCUGGAGCUGUCUCAGAUCCAGGAGAUCGUGGACUGCAUGUACCCGGUGGAUUAUGGGAAAGACUCCUGCAUCAUCAAAGAGGGCGACGUGGGCUCUCUGGUGUUCGUGAUGGAAGAGGGGAAGGUGGAGGUGACUAAAGAGGAGAUGAAGUUGUGUACAAUGGGACCGGGCAAAGUGUUCGGAGAGCUGGCCAUCCUCUACAACUGCACCAGGACGGCUACUGUCAGGACUCUGACCCAUGUGAAGCUGUGGGCCAUCGACCGUCAGUGUUUCCAGACCAUCAUGAUGAGAACCGGGCUCAUCAAACACGCCGAGUACAUGGACUUCCUCAAGAGUGUUCCCACCUUCCAGGGUCUUCCAGAGGAAACUCUCAGUAAACUGGCCGACGUCAUGGAAGAGACUCACUAUGAAGACGGAGAGUUCAUCAUCAGACAGGGAGCCAGAGGCGACACCUUCUUCAUCAUCAGCAAGGGAAAGGUGAACGUGACCCAGGAGGACUCAGCCAAUCAGGAGCCGGUACAUCUCAGAGAGCUCGCCAGGGGAGACUGGUUUGGAGAGAGAGCGCUGCAGGGGGAGGACGUCAGAACAGCCAACGUCAUAGCUGCUGAGACCGUCACCUGCCUGGUCAUUGACCGAGACUCUUUCAAGCAUCUGAUCGGUGGAUUGGACGACGUCUCAAAUAAAGGUUACGAGGACGCUGAAGCCAAAGCCAAGUACGAGGCAGAGAAUGCCUUCUUCUCCGGCCUGAAGUUGAACGACUUCAACAUCAUUGACACGCUGGGAGUCGGCGGCUUCGGACGCGUCGAGCUGGUGCAGCUGAAGAGCGAGGAGGCAAAGACAUUCGCCAUGAAGAUCCUGAAGAAACGCCACAUCGUGGACACGAGGCAGCAGGAACACAUCCGCUCCGAGAAACACAUCAUGACGGAGGCGCACUCCGACUUCAUCGUCAGGUUGUACCGGACGUUUAAAGACAGUAAAUAUCUGUACAUGCUGAUGGAGGCCUGUCUGGGCGGAGAGCUGUGGACCAUCCUGAGAGACAGGGGUUCGUUUGAAGAUUCCACCACCAGGUUCUACACCGCCUGCGUGGUCGAAGCCUUCGCCUACCUGCACGCCAAAGGCAUCAUAUACAGAGACCUGAAGCCUGAGAACCUCAUAUUGGACAGCCGAGGAUACGCCAAGCUGGUGGACUUUGGUUUCGCCAAGAAGAUCGGUUUCUGUAAGAAGACGUGGACGUUCUGUGGGACGCCGGAGUACGUCGCUCCAGAGAUCAUCCUCAACAAAGGUCAUGACGUCUCAGCAGACUACUGGUCUCUGGGCAUCCUGAUGUAUGAGCUGCUGACCGGCAGUCCUCCGUUCUCAGGUCCUGAUCCAAUGAAAACCUACAACAUCAUUCUGAGAGGCAUCGACAUGAUCGAGUUCCCAAAGAAGAUCACCAAGAACGCCGGCAACCUCAUCAAGAAGCUCUGCAGAGAUAAUCCUUCAGAGAGACUUGGAAACCUGAAGAACGGGGUCAAAGACAUCCAGAAGCACAAGUGGUUUGAAGGUUUUAACUGGGAGGGUCUGAGGAAAGGAACUCUGACUCCGCCCAUCGUACCUGACGUUUCCUCUCCAACUGACACCAGCAACUUCGACAGUUUUCCUGAAGACACAGACGAACCGCCGCCAGAUGACAACACUGGAUGGGACUAUGACUUUUAAAGUCCCACCCACCAGCUCACACUCAAACACAAAGCCUGAGACAAAGACGAAGAAGAAGAAGACUUCUCCCCAGGCUGAAUGAACACAAGCUACAUGUGCCACAUGGUGGAUGUUAUGAAGCAUGGCUGAACCCAGUGGGAAUCAAAACCCUGAUAAAAGGGAAAGUACGGGAGGCCUCUGGCGUGACCUUCCAAAACACCUGAGAGAUGGAUGUUGAAGUGGUUCAAGAAUCAAACUAACCACCUGUUCAUGUGGACAGUUUGUCCCUGUUUCCAAGACCAGGGACACAUUUUUUAACAAGCCUCUUAAAGCAGAAAAUAGGAAAUAGUUGCUCUUGCCUGGUCUAAAGGGAAAGUCAUCCUAGUUCCUCCAGAUUUUAGAGAGCUGUCAAAACUCCAGAACAGUGUUGCUCCAUCCACAAAAAUGUACCAACAAUCCAGAAAAGACGUUUUUGCAAAGCUUGGAUUGUUUCCUUGAACGCAGAACAACCCGGAUUCCUUGUUUGGCUGUGGCUGAACUUUGGGUAUGUUCAUCCAUCAGCAGUAAAAGACACAGUGUGGGUCUCACUUUAUGUCCCAUAUAUUGCUGCAAAAGAAAGCAGGUAAAAACUCAAAUCCACAGAAAUAAGCCAACAGUGCAUCACAAGAUGUUUUUGCAAAGACUGGCAAUGACUCAGAAAUAAGAACCCAGAACAACACAGAUUCCUUGAUUCACUGCAUUUGAACUCACACAUUAUAGGCCUUGCUUAAUGUCCCAUACAAUGCUGCAACACUCAGAGGAAGCUGGGAUGUUCAUCAGUUCAUCAGUUAGCCAGAAAUAUGAAACUUAAAUCCAUCAGUGAAGCUACCUGAGGCUGAAGCUGGAACGUCCUGAGAUGUCCAGUGAAAUCACGUUGUCACAAAGUGCUUCCCAGAGCAAUGAGGAAAGCCCCAGACCCUCAUGGGCCCCAAAGACCUCAAAGAUCCCAGAUUGUCUUUAAUGCACCAUUAAAGGCCCUGUCUUAUUGAACGGACCUUUAUCAAGAUUUAUUCUAAAUAACUCCUUUAAUAUUUAUGUUGAUAUUGUGCUAACAUGGUACAUAUCAUUCAACACAUUUGUGUUUAAUACAACUGAUUAUUAAUCUGACAUUUAUGGGUUAAAAUCAUUUCUACCACAGGACCCUGUAGUGUGUUAAACCAUCCCUGGUAACAGAGGUCCUAACAUGGUUGAAAUGAGUGAGAACAAACUCCUGAGGACAUCACAGACACCUCCUGUCAAGUGUCCUUGAUCUCUGGCUGAAACUUGACCUUUGACCCCUCUAAGGGAGAUGGUUUUACGACUACUUGUCCUGUGAAAGGACUUUUUUGUUUUGUUUUUUUGUGGUAUCGAGGAGGUCUAGGUUUUGAAAGUUAGAGUUUUUUCGGACCCUCCGAGGCCAGGGUCUGGCUCUCCGGUACCGGGCUGGAGGAUGUUCGAGUCCCCCUGUUUCUCUGGGCGGAGGAGGAACACCGAGCUGAAGACUGAACAGACGAGUUAAAGGUCACUGUGAUGCCUUCGCCUCUCAUUUCAUUUUCGGUAACGUAAAAUCCAAAGACAGAACGAGAAGUUUGUGUGCAGCAGCUUGUUGCCCCCUAGUGGACGAUGGGGGAGGUGAUAUGAACAUUUCUACUUUUUUUUUUAAGUAUAUUUUUUGGACUUUUUAUGCCUUUAUGAUAGCACAGUAGAGAGAGACAGGAAAUGGGGAAUGACAUGCAGUAAAGGGUCGUCCGAUGCAGGAUUCGAACCGGGGCCGACUGCAGCCUCUACAUAUGGGGCGCCUGCUCAACCCACUGCGCCACUCGAUGCCCCAAUUUCAACCGUUAAACUUUACUUUCUAUCAUUCUUUGUGUUGUGAAUCUUUGGAUCGCAGCAUGAGAACAGGUAUUUUGUACAUAUUUCCUAGACUUCCUACAUAUCUUUGCACACAGCCACAAAUGCUCCAUUCUCACAUACACGUUUGAAGACCGAGCAGGUUUCAGGAUUGUUCAGAUGUUCCAAAAAUGGAUCUGACGUGUUUUGUUUCAAGAGUAUUCAUAUAGUGUCUGUCAGGCUCAUGGUAUACUGGCUUUUAAACGACUUGGUUCCAGACCUCGGACUCAGUUCCUGCAUCUGAUUGGUUUAGUGAUUCAAACAGGUCAUUGAGGGCAGUUGACACACCACAGGGACAGAUAUACUCAAAGAUGGACAUGUCCUCGUGGACCCUCACAGAUAUGGGCAGAUUACAUCUGAAAAUAACAAUUAUCUUUCAUAUGAAUAAGUCAUUUUGUCCAUAAAAUGUCAGAAUAUAAUGACAAAUAGCUCUUAUAAUUCCGAACAGCCUAAUACGUCUUUAAAUGUCACCCUCUCGUCAGACCAACAGUGUGAAACCCAAAACUGUUCAGUUUCACCGAUUAUUGAUUGGAUUUGAUAUAUGUCAAAACACUUCCUGGUUAAUUGUUUUUAAGUACAACUCAGUCUGACAUUGACGUAAAGAAAUGACGACUCUUAGACUGACACAUUUCUUCGACCACAUAACUCUUAACACCUUGUGUCUGACAGUGACAUCACCAGGAGGGAUACGUCAUUCACUGCUGAUUGGUCAGUUAAAUAGCCGCCCUCCCAAACAGCUAACGUGCCACAUGUUACAGUGAAUGAUGAAGACAAAUGAAAUACUUGACAUGGCGACACUGGAUGAGUUCUGACACACAGGUUAACCAUCAGGAAGUUGGUCGCUGCUUGAGAGACUUGAGAGAAAACCUUCAUUACUCUUUCAUUUCACUUGUGUGCGGAAACUUUGACAAAGUGGACGUUUAGAAACUUUAAGUUGAAGUAGACGUGAUGACUCUGGUUUGGGUUGCAUCCACAAACAGAGAGUUCAGUCUUUAAACAGUGAUUCAUCUAUUUAUUUCAGUUUGUAUUUGAACAGUAUUUUGUGGCCUGUUGUAGAAGCAGCUGAUUUGCAUUAGCAGUCUGAUUUUGCUGUGAUAUUCUUGUAAAAAUGAUCAGCGAUGUGACUUCUGUGAGCUCUGCAUGAAAAUCUUGGUCACAACUUGUUCAGUUUUCACCACCAGGGGGCAGAAUAGGGCAGCGCUGGGCCUCAGGACAGACAUGUCAUCAUGAGGGGAAAUAUCCUCAAUCUCUGUCUCUCUGAGAUGUUUAGAGGAGCAUCGGACGGUAUGUUAAAUCCAGAGCUGGAGUCAGAACAUAGUUAGCCUAGCUUAGCAUAAAGACUGGACAGCUUGGCUUUGCCCAAAAAUACCAACAAUACCAACACCUCUAAAACGGACUGAUUAUUCACAUGUUGUAUCUCAUUGGUUUUAAUGCACAAACAGAAACGUAAAGGAAAUACAGUUCGUCAUAAUCACACAAAAAUACCAAGGAAAUAUUUCUUGGUGGGAACACUACAAGACAAACAGACGUGGUCGAGUUUAAAGCUCUCACAGUGAAAAUCAGCUAAAAGAUGAUUUAGACAAAAAAGUGUUUGGACCAGAAGGAGAAAUAUUCAUGUUCAUAUUGAUUCUUAGUGAUGAUAUUUUGUGCUUAUGAUUUACUGAUUUAUUUGUAUAUAUUGGGAGUAUAGUGUUUUAUGAUUUUUCAGCUAUAGAUUAUUAUCAUUAUUAUUAUUAUUAUUAUUAUUAUUACAGUGCCUGGUGUGGUAGCUGAAGAAACUCUUGUUCUGUCUCAGUUCAAAAAGCUUUAUGGACGUGACUGUUAAUAACAAAACAAAACAUAAAUAAUUUUGCCAAAGCAGAUUGAUCUGUUAAAAAUGAAUAAAAGCUGUAAAAAUAAA